ACACCAGUAGAAAUAUGGUUAGCAGAAUAUUUGUGCAAAAAGUCUUUUGGUACCUAAACGUGGCCAGGUGGCGUGUCAGUCCAACAACCAAUCAACGUCGGUAUUUACUAAAGCCGGUGACACCUGUUACUAUAGUGUUACGCGGGCCAAAUAGCAAGAAUAUCGCAUGAACAGCUCAUUGAAUUCAGUGUUGUGAUCAGUGCUUGUGUAAACGCGUGAACUACUCACUGAAAACAAAAAGGAAAUGACCUUGUUGAGGUUAACGUUUACACUUCUGGCCUUUGUACAGGUAAUUUUCGUGGCUGACUGCAACUCUAUUCCCAAACACAAAUGUACACCGCCUACUUCUUCAGAAAAGCAACAAACCGAGGCAUCUCUCAAGCCAGAUCACUUUAAACAACUUGGCAAGGUUCAAGACAUGAAGGAAUGUAUCGAUAAAUGCUGCGAUGUGGAACAUUGUGAUCUUGCCAUGAUGUCGUACGGCGGACAAAACUGUUACGGUGUAGCUUGUUUCAGUGAAAACCUUUGCCAAAUGCUUCCAUCAUACCCUACGAGAAUAAGUUUUGACGUUGCACAUGUGUCAAGGUGAUAAAUGGGAGAAGACUGUUAACGAUUGCAUGGUUAUAGACAAUCGUUUCAAGCGAAGACCGCACGCUUUGUCCUCUACGCUUCGGCAACCGGGAGCAGUCAAUGAGGCAUAAAACAUAAAAAUCUUAAUACAAGGUAAAUCAAGGUGUUGGAAUAUGGUGUAAUAUAAAAAAAGAAAACAUUGGACACUUUUAUAUCGUGAAGGUACCUCCUUAUUUUAUAUACAAAACUGAUAGGAUUUAUCAGCUUAUUUUUUUAAGGUAUAGCCAUGUAA
Molecule: messenger RNA, 862 nt
Organism: Orbicella faveolata
Lineage: Eukaryota; Metazoa; Cnidaria; Anthozoa; Scleractinia; Merulinidae
Source: RefSeq, a predicted model, not a curated record